CUUGUUACAAAAUUUCUCAACACCAUUUAAAAUGAGUAUACAGUACGUGAUAGUUUUAUCGUACUUAUAAACCAAAUCUCAAAUAAUUUUUAUAAAUAAAUACAAUUAGAGAGGAAAACUAGCUAAUAGGCAUGAAGUUCACGAAAUUAUUAUUCGUGGCAUCUGUUAUGAUCGUCAUGUCACCUCUGGCUCCAACCAGAGCAACUGUGGUUGGAGGUUGGGGUAUAGAGGAGAAAGCGGCAUGCAUCGUGACAAACCUCAUGUCAUGCCUGCCGGCGAUACUCAAAGGAAGUCAGCCACCGGCAUAUUGUUGCGAGAUGCUGAAAGAGCAGCAGUCUUGUCUUUGUGGUUACAUAAAGUCUCCAACGUUUGGUCACUAUGUCAUCCCUCAAAAUGCUCACAAACUUCUAGCGGCUUGUGGUAUUCUUUACCCUAAAUGUUGAAACUCAAAACAUUCAAUCUUAGUGAAUAGUGAUUGAUCAUAUAUAUCAAAAUCUUAUGUAAUAAUGAUGAUGAUUGGGAAUUU
Molecule: messenger RNA, 526 nt
Organism: Arabidopsis thaliana (thale cress)
Lineage: Eukaryota; Viridiplantae; Streptophyta; Magnoliopsida; Brassicales; Brassicaceae
Product: Bifunctional inhibitor/lipid-transfer protein/seed storage 2S albumin superfamily protein
Exons: 1
Coding region: 132-443 (103 amino acids)
Biological process (GO): lipid transport
Source: RefSeq, marked reviewed